AUGAGAAAAAGAGGGAUGGCAGACAACAUUCCUAAUUUUGAGAUGCAAGUAGAGAUCAUGAAAAAGCUUCCUGUGAAAUCACUGGCUGUGUUCAGAUCGGUAUCGAAAGCAUGGAAAUCAAUGAUCGACAGCCCUCUCUUUAUUAAGAAUUACAACUUAUGCCCGCAUCAUCAUUUUUUUAUAAUGUGCGAUGUCGACACUACUGAAUUUAAAUAUGUUGAAAAUGACGAAUUUGACAAUGUUUGUAAUGUUCGCGUGUGGUUUCAACGACUUGAAAGACUAAAACUCGUUGGUACGUCGAAUGGAUUGUUAUGUGUAUCCGGCUAUUCGUUUGAGGAUGGUUGUGAGAAGAACAAAUCUGUGAUCUGGAAUCCGUCACUUAGAAAAUCCAUUGCUGUUGAUGUGCCUUAUCUGUAUGCUGUUUUAGGUUUUGGGGUUCGUCCUGAUAGUUUUGACCCUGUGAUUGUAAUGAUCAAUAACCCGGUUAUGGUAUGA
Erigeron canadensis is the source of this 495-nucleotide messenger RNA. Its product is annotated as F-box protein At2g14710-like. The transcript is spliced from 2 exons. Lineage: Eukaryota; Viridiplantae; Streptophyta; Magnoliopsida; Asterales; Asteraceae. Bases 1 to 495 code for a protein of 164 amino acids. Gene Ontology annotation, molecular function: protein binding. The record is from RefSeq and is a predicted model, not a curated record.